Messenger RNA from Ipomoea nil (Japanese morning glory), 2049 nucleotides. RefSeq names its product protein SENSITIVE TO PROTON RHIZOTOXICITY 1. Gene Ontology annotation, biological process: response to acidic pH; response to aluminum ion. The transcript is spliced from 3 exons. The record is from RefSeq and is a predicted model, not a curated record. Lineage: Eukaryota; Viridiplantae; Streptophyta; Magnoliopsida; Solanales; Convolvulaceae. The coding region runs from base 463 to 1917 and encodes 484 amino acids.
AGCAAUGGCUGCGAAGGAGGCAGGUCUUACCAGCGGAGAGAGACUGGGACCCAAUAACCAUAGGCCACAUUUGAAAUGCUUUCAGAAUUGAGAGCGUGGGCCCCACGUAAUUGAGGGCAUGAUAGAAUAGACUUUUCUCGGCGCACCGUCGUACCAAAGCAAGAUGCUGCUAUAUAUUGUCUGCCUUCCUCUUACUUUCUCCUUUCUGUUCUCUCUCUAAAGCCUCUGCUCAGUAAAUCAGCCUCUGGGUAUUCUUGAAUCUGCUGGAGGCCACUUUGAUCGGAGUUGCUGUAAUGGUUAUUUUCUUUGACCGAAGGGAGGAACUGUGCAAGAGAAGGGCACGUAUUGCUAUACUACUCUUCAGCAAGAGAGUAGUUUAGCAAUGGUCUUGUUCGAGGUAUCAACCACUACUCCACAGAAAAACCUAGUUGGAUUUUAGUACCUCGAAAAGGAGAUUUAACUAUGGAUCCUGAUAAUGGGCUUGACUCAGAUCCUUGGACAAAAUCUUCUUUGUCUUGCAAUGACUUUUUGGAAAAUGUUCCACCAGAUGACCAGUCAUUUAACGUUUUUACUUUGCAACAGCAGAAGUGGGAAAGUUCUUUUCUGAAUCAGCUUAACCAACCGUCUCAGAAUCAAUCUUCGGUUUCUACUAUCAACAAUAUCCAAAUCAGAGUUCCAGAUCAACAAGAUACCCAAGCUUGUGAUUCAAAUAAGAUUCAAGAAUGGGAUCCGAAAACUAUGCUAAACAAUCUCUCUUUUCUCGAGAAGAAGAUCCACGAACUCCAGGAUAUGGUGCAUGUAAUCGUUGGACGCAGGGGGCAAGUUGGGUUUCAAGCGAACGAGCUUUUGGUUCAGCAGCAGCAGCUUAUUACAGCUGACCUAACUUCGAUCAUCGUUCAACUAAUAUCAACUGCCGGGAGCCUUCUGCCGACUGUGAAGCACACUCUUUCCUAUUCGGGCCAAGGGGGGCAACUUGUACAGCCUGGCGGAGUUGCAACGCCUCCUGGAGCAGGGUUCAACAGCGGUGGGGUGACACAAAGUGUUAAUAAUGUAAGUAAGGUGGAAGAUCAGUCCAUCCAUAUUGAUCCGGUUGGGGAUUCGGGUGUUGAAGAGCACGAGUUGAAAGACGAGGAUGAGGCUGAGGAAGAAGAGAAUCUGCCUCCGGGUUCCUACGAGAUUCUGCAACUGGAGAAGGAGGAAAUCCUUGCGCCUCAUACUCACUUUUGCACAAUCUGUGGGAAGGGGUUUAAGAGGGAUGCCAAUUUACGGAUGCAUAUGAGAGGCCACGGGGACGAGUACAAAACUCCAGCCGCUCUCGCAAAGCCCCACAAAGAAGUCAGCUCCGUGCCAGCGCUUAUAAAAAGAUAUUCUUGCCCUUACGUCGGGUGCAAGCGCAACCGGGAGCACAAGAAGUUUCAGCCCCUGAAGACCAUCUUGUGCGUCAAGAACCAUUACAAGAGAACCCAUUGCGAGAAAAGCUACACUUGCAGCAGAUGCAACGUAAAGAAAUUCUCCGUCAUUGCUGACCUAAAAACACAUGAGAAACAUUGCGGCAAAGAUAAAUGGCUUUGCUCCUGUGGCACGACUUUCUCUAGGAAAGACAAGCUGUUCGGGCACAUUGCACUUUUCCAAGGCCACACUCCCGCUAUUCCUCUCGAUGACCAUAAAGGAUCCUCGUCUGGGCUGUCUGAUCCCAAGUUAAAUAACGCUUGUAGUGGAAGUCCACAGAACGCUAUUGAUGUGAAAGAUCCUGGCAGUUACUUUUCACCGAUGAACUAUGAUACGGGUGAUCUUGGAGGAUUUCAAGACUUCCCCAGAGUCCCAUUUGAAGACUCGAAUAGUUCGUUCUCUUUUCUACUAUCAGGUUCAUGUGAUUACCCUCAGAAGGCAGGGAAAUAUGGCAGUUCCAGUGAAUAGGGAUAAUAAUUAGUAGUAAGUAUUAUUUGCUGUUUCUUGAUGGCCUUACUAUUGUAGUAGUAGUAUUAUUAUUGCAGACUUCUAUGUUAAGAAUUCAUUUAUAUAAACUAAAAAAGUAGUAUUAUUCUAUUA